AGAGCCACAUCUAUUGCAAGCAAGCGCCCUGCAUUACGCACAACGGAUCACGGUUUCUUAACAUUUUCUGAUCAUUUUUUAAUUUGUAAAAUUUGUAAAAUCGAACAAAAUGUGGAGCAGUGUUCCAAAGCAUCCCGAACAAAGUCGAUUCAGUGUUUCUGAAGAUUUGGAGGAGAUGGAUACGAGUGAAAGUGACGGCGAAAGUGAUCAACUUUCUGGGUUGGAGAGCGCUGAUUCAAUGUCUGAAGCAGCAUUUGAAGAUGGAUUGGAUCCUCUUCAGGAUUUUGAGGACACUGAAGAAAACCCUCCCCUCUCAACAAGCGAGAGUUUUGAUGUUUCUCAGCAGAAAAGGAGACGAUCCAUUCCCACCCCUCUCCCUUAUAUCACCUCAAGCAUGCCUGCAAGACCAGUUGAGAGCAGGCAGGCAAGCACCCCCACCCCCACAACCUCAGACCCUGAGGAGAGGUGGAAAUUUGUAACUGAGGAUGACGUCGAACCUGUGCAGCACCGCUUCUGUCCUGCACGAGCACCUGGAGCACAACUGGAUACUUCAAAAAAGUAUUCCCCGCUAGACCUCUUCCAGCUUUACUUCAGCAUGAACGUCGUUCAAUCUUUGUGUACAAACACAAAUAAAAAUGGAAAAAAGCAGCAGGCCCAGGGGAAAAAAUACCAGUGGGAUCCAGUUUCAAUCAAGGAGCUCUACCAGUUUUUAGGAAUCCUAAUUUUCAUGGGGCUACUGACAACUCACACCGUGAGGGAUUACUGGAGUCCACGUAGGCCUUAUGGAAUCCCAUUCUGUCACACUGUGAUGUCCAGGAAGAGAUAUGAAGCCAUCGCUUGGACUCUGCACAUAAGUGACCCAGAGGAAGAUAAAGAGAAUGAUCAGAAGAAAGGAACUCCACAACACGAUCGCCUCUUCCGUCUCAGACCCCUCUUGGAUUCCCUCCUCCUGUCCUGCAAGGCAUACUACCACCCCCGACAGAACCUUUCAAUUGAUGAACGCAUGGUGGCCUCAAAAGCCAGGAUCGGGUUCAAGCAGUACAUGAAAGCAAAGCCGAUAAAAUGGGGCUUCAAGCUGUUCGUGCUGGCUGAUGCCCACAACGGGUACACAUGUGAUUUCAACAUCUACACAGGAAAAUCCAAAUCAGAUUCUGGGAAAGGACUGAGUUAUGACUCCGUUAUGAACCUCAUAAAGGUGUCAUACUUAGGCACAGGGUACCAUGUGUAUGUUGACAAUUUCUACACCAGCACAACACUGUUUCGGGACCUUUAUAAGAUCAAAUUUGGAGCAUGUGGGACCAUUAGAGAAACUCUUCAGGGCUUCCCACAGACAAAAGAAAACGCCCUCCCUAAAAAAGCUGAUAGGGGGACAAUUCGCUGGAUACGAAGUGACAAACUGCUGUACACCAAGUGGAUGGAUACACGUGAAGUGACGAUGUGCAGUUCCAUUCAUAAAGUGUACACAGGAGACAAAGUCCAGAGACGGGUAAGGAAUGAAGAUGGGACUUGGGGAAUGCGGAAUGUUCCUGUUCCUACUCCUGUAAAGGCCUACAAUCAGCACAUGGGAGGGGUGGAUUUGUCAGAUGCCCUUAUAAAAUACUACAACAUGGCACAGAAAACACAAAAGUGGUACAAGAAACUUUUUUAUCAUUUCAUUGACAUUGCUGUUGUCAACAGUUUUCUGCUCAAUAAGGAAUUGGCACAUGCUUCAAACUACAAAGGCACUUUCACGUUUAGAGAGGAGCUAUGCAAGCAGCUGGUGGACAUCGGGCUUGUGGAGCAGGAGGCCAGUGUGAGUACAGGUAAACUCUGUGUCCCUGUAGCCAUUACAGAGGGCAAGGAACUCGACCCCUCCAUGAAGACCUCCUCCGGGCGUAGACACUGUGCUUUGUGCAAUGAAGGGAAACUCAGGAACAAAACGCCCUGGAAAUGCGAAGCCUGUGAUGUGCCAUUAUGUGUCAUUGUGGACAGAAACUGCUUCAAGAAAUGGCACAUGCGUUAGGAAAAAAAAGACUUUAUAGCAACUUAGGGAUGUAAGUAAUUUAUUUGUUCAUUUUGUACAGUUCAUGUUUGUUUUUUUCAGGUUUUAGCACUUUGUGGAUGUAAGUAGUUCAUUUGUUCAUUUUGCACAGUUCGUGGUGUUAUUAGGUUUUUGUUCAGUUGUAUUCAUUGUUUGAAAAAGAAAAUAUUUGAUUUGAAGUAAACACUUUUUUUUGAAAAAAAAAAAUUCUUCGUUAUUUUGCUUCUUGACAUUUACAUACUUUCAAGUGAAUAACAAAAAUACAGAAUCAAGUACUGAAAAUUCAGAGCUUCAGAAAAGUCUCAGUAGCAACAUUCUCCUGCACAAACAGACAGUUAUGUGAGAGCAAUGUGCCUGACAGUUGUGGCAUAUGGAUUGAGAGGAUUUGUCAUGAAUACUCAUCAUGGAUACAUUUCGGGCACCACAAAGCUCUCCAAAAAGGCCACCUUUUGAAUGAAAUAUUGGACAAAAAAAAAAAAGAGGAUUACAAAAUCUAAUUCAUGUGGCAAUGGAUAGCAUGUGAGGUGCCAGAAGUUAACAUCCCUUUUAGAACUUGCUCAAGAAACUAGUGUAUCACUGGACAUAAAGAUUUACACAAUGUUCAUUUUUGGAGAGGUUUGGAGAGGUUUGUAAAAACUCCUGUAGAAUUUGAUCCCUUUGUUCAAACAGUUCCAAAUUUCUACCCAGUAUAUUAGACAUGUUGGUGAAGCACUGGAAAAAAAUCUGGCUC
Molecule: messenger RNA, 2750 nt
Organism: Acipenser ruthenus (sterlet)
Lineage: Eukaryota; Metazoa; Chordata; Actinopteri; Acipenseriformes; Acipenseridae
Product: piggyBac transposable element-derived protein 4-like
Exons: 2
Coding region: 110-2002 (630 amino acids)
Source: RefSeq, a predicted model, not a curated record